Messenger RNA from Pyrus x bretschneideri (Chinese white pear), 2099 nucleotides. RefSeq lists its product as uncharacterized. The coding region runs from base 1 to 1434 and encodes 477 amino acids. The record is from RefSeq and is a predicted model, not a curated record. Lineage: Eukaryota; Viridiplantae; Streptophyta; Magnoliopsida; Rosales; Rosaceae. The transcript has 3 exons.
AUGGAGAAGAAACAAGGCUUCUUCUCUGCUCUCAAGGACGAGGUGGUUCGGGGUCUCAGCCCGUCGCGGUCGCGCGCCAGUAGCCCGGCCCGGUCCGGGUCGCCCAUGACGGGUCUGCUCCGGAGGAAGAAGCAGAACCAUCACGGAAAUGGGCACGGCGGCCAGCUGGUGGCCCAGCCGGACGCGUUGAUUGGGAGAUCCGGGAGUCUGAGGCCGGUGAUGGAGGGUCCGGAUCCGGACGGUGGGGAACUCGGGGAUUCGAAGCGGGUCGGGUCGGGUUUGGGCCAGUGGAUGCGAGGGCAACUCUCGCGGACUCCCUCCGUUAGCUCCGUCGCGCAUAACAACAACAAGAGGUCUGAUCUGAGGCUGCUGCUUGGAGUCAUGGGCGCUCCUCUCGCCCCCCUCCACGUCAGCAUCUCCGACCCUUUCCCCCAUCUAAGCAUCAAGGACACUCCCAUCGAAACUUCCUCUGCCCAGUAUAUACUGCAGCAGUACACAGCGGCUUCUGGUGGGCAGAAACUGCAGAACUCGAUCAAAAAUGCUUAUGCGAUGGGAAAGGUUAGGAUGGUAGCUUCUGAGUUUGAAACGGCUACUAAGGUGAUGAAGACCAGAAAUGCUUCUAGAUGUGCCGAGUCGGGUGGGUUUGUUCUCUGGCAGAUGAAUCCGGACAUGUGGUACGUGGAGCUUGCAGUGGGGGGAAGCAAGGUUCAUGCUGGCUGCAAUGGGAAGCUUGUCUGGAGGCACACGCCGUGGCUUGGUGCUCAUACUGCGAAGGGACCCGUGAGACCCUUGCGUCGGGCACUUCAGGGUCUAGAUCCAAGAUCUACAGCUAGUAUGUUUAGCAAUGCAAGAUGUAUAGGAGAGAGGAGGAUCAAUGGUGAGGAUUGCUUCAUCCUCAAGCUUUGUGCUGAUCCUCAGACUCUGAAGGCCAGGAGUGAAGGCCCUGCAGAGAUCAUACGGCAUGUGUUGUUUGGUUACUUCAGCCAGAAAACAGGGCUUCUUGUUCAUAUAGAGGAUUCGCAUCUGACUCGCAUCCAAUCCAAUGGUGGUGAUGCCGUUUACUGGGAAACCACAAUCAAUUCAUUCCUGGAUGAUUACAGGCCUGUUGAAGGAAUCAUGAUUGCACAUUCAGGGCGUUCUGUGGUAACCCUUUUCAGGUUCGGUGAAAUGGCAAUGAGCCAUACCAAAACAAAGAUGGAAGAAGCUUGGACCAUCGAGGAGGUUGCAUUUAAUGUUCCAGGCUUGUCAAUGGAUUGCUUCAUCCCCCCAGCUGACUUGAGAUCAGGGACAAUCAGUGAAGCGUGCGAGCUUCCUCAUGAUGAAAGGGGAAAGGGUGGUGGGAUUGCAGUAGCAGCACAUCGGGCCAAAGUUGCUGCGCUGGAGAAAGAACAUAAUGCUAAUGUUGAUAGCCUGACCUGGAAGAUGGAAGUCUAAUAAGAAGGGGGUGCAGUUAAUUAGGGCAAUUGUUUAUACUGGUAGCGAGUUUAAAUCAGCUAACACCUUAGAAGUUUACAAAGUAGGAGUUGCGUCGCGUUUUUGGACCUUGGUUUUAUGCCUCUUAAUCUGUAAAUAGAGCAUGAUUAUUCAGAGGGUUCACUUCGGCCUGAAUGAAUCUUUAUACUCUCAGUGCAGAAUCCAACAAAGGUGUUGGAGCUCGAUUUUUCCAGCUGGGGAUAGAGCAAAAGGAGGUUAAGUUUUAGUUUACCUUCGGUGCAUGAGGGAAGGUGGCGAAGCUUGGGUAUAGCAGAACCAUUAACCUGGGAUAAUUCCACUAAUUAUCUUACGUCAAAUCCAGGAGCGGCGAUAUAAGGAGAUUGCCCAUUUCUGGCAUGGAGUUUGAAGCUUAAUCCUGUUAGUUCGAUAGUGUUUACUGUUUUUGGGUGUGUUAAUCUUUGUGGUUGUGUGAUGGAUGCAGAAGUUGUACCUAAGGUAAAAGGAAAACAGAUGUUUUUCAGGGGGUAUGAGUUGAAUUUUCAUUUCUUUAUCAUUAACUGGUGAAACCAAGAUAUGGGUCUCUAGUUGUAUUUUCUGGCACUUUGUCAGUGCCCAUCAAGUAUUUAAUGUUCAUGAAUAUAUAGGAAUCACCAUCCUUCCUUUUC